AUGACUGCGGAGGGCGUCCACAGCCUCCCCAGGAGAGGAGGAGGGAGCCCCCGGAGCCCCGCCGGAGAACCAGGAGGAGGAGAAGGGCCCACCGCCACCAGCACCUCCCAGUCCCAGUCCGCUUGCCCUCCUCCGACGGCUCCGCCGCCGCCGCCUCUCGCCCGCCAGCCAUGGGUCACUCCGGAGGGGAGCCGGCCUCAUCCCCACGUCGUCAACGACACCCUCGAGUUCUACCGGUGGAGCUGGAGCCUCCGAGAUAAACGUGUCGACAACUGGCCCUUGAUGCAAACUCCAUUUCCCACAAUGGCUAUCAGCACUGUAUACCUCCUCAUUGUUUGGCUAGGACCAAAAUGGAUGAAGACAAGAGAGCCUUUCCAGUUGCGCUCAUUGUUGGUUACUUACAACUUUGGAAUGGUUAUACUUAAUUUCUAUAUUUUCAAAGAGCUAUUUCUAGCAUCAAGAGCUCGGGGAUACAGCUAUAUCUGUCAGAGUGUGGAUUACUCAGAUAAUGAAUAUGAAGUCAGGAUAGCUGGGGCUUUAUGGUGGUAUUUUGUAUCAAAAGGAAUUGAGUACCUGGACACAGUAUUUUUCAUCUUAAGAAAGAAAUUUAACCAAAUCAGUUUUCUACAUGUCUACCACCAUUACACCAUGUUUACUUUGUGGUGGAUUGGCAUAAAAUGGGUGGCAGGAGGACAAGCGUUUUUUGGAGCCCAAAUUAAUUCUUUUAUUCAUGUUGUUAUGUAUAUGUACUAUGGACUAGCUGCCUGUGGCCCAAAAUUCCAUAAAUACCUUUGGUGGAAACGAUAUUUGACUAUAAUGCAGCUGAUGCAAUUCCACAUAACUCUUGGUCACACGGCCAUGUCUAUUUAUAUUGAUUGUCCCUUCCCUAAAUGGAUGCACUGGGGUGUCAUUUUCUAUGCUAUCACUUUCAUUGUCCUUUUUGGUAACUUCUACUAUCGGACAUACAAGAUGCCCAAGGAGCCAGUAAAGAAUGGCAAGAUUUCUAAUGGUGUUGUGGCAAAUGGUACAAGCAAACCAGAAAACAGUCUAGUUGUGGAAAAUGGAAAGAAGCAGAAGAAAGCAAAAGGAGAGUAACUUGAUCCAGGCCUUAACCACUGUUGGCAGCGAGGAGUCUCCAAUUGGGUUGUAAAAGAGAAAGAAGUGUUAUCCUAUCUAUACCAAUUGACUUUUAGGCUAUUGAAGAGAUAGAAAACAUUAUUUAUGAAGAUUGUUUUAACAAGAAUCUUUCAACUUUAAAAUUUUCUCUUGUAAUUAUGUAAUUAUUAAGACUUUCAUGAUCUCUAUGUAAACUUUUAGACUGCAGGUGUUGCUAAUGUAAGAAAUAAUUGCUGGCAUAGUAUGCACUGUCAGUCCAAUAUUUAAUAUUACAGUCAACCCAGGAUACAAUUGAUUUGUUGGAACAGACAUUUCUUUAGGGGUGGGCGGGAUCUUAUAAAUCCUUCUGAUUCUGUCAGAAAUUGUAAGGGAAAAUAAUCCUCUAAUUAAAACAUGGAAUAUUUCUUGCCCUCUUUUAAUUUUUUUUAUCAUAGUUUUGUUUGCAUUAUCUUAGCCUAGGUUAUAUUGACACAUUAAUUUGUCUGAGUUUUUCCAUCAUGUUUGUUACCACCUCUUAUAGUGUUGAAAUACACCUACCUCUUCAUUUGCUGAAAAUAACAUCUAUUAUUAUAGACCUAUUUCUGAAAUAUGUAAUUUGCCUCUCACAUAAAUUUUGAUUUAUGCAAAUUAGAGAAAUGUUUGCUCCCAUUAAUAACAUGUAUUUUCUCAUUAACAAAAUGUCCUUUUUGUUUAACGAUAAAAUGUAUUGAAACAAAAGACAAACCACGUUCUAAAACAAUUUCGAUUUUGAAGAGGAAAUGAUCCUAUCUGUUGUCUCCAAUUGCAUGGAACCCAUGGUGCUAAUGCUUAUAAAAUGGUUAGGUGUUAUAUUGGCACUGGAGGGGAGAUGAAGAACAGAACUCAGUUUUUGUUUUGCUAAUGGCCUAUUUAGUAUGAGACCUGUUGAAUAUAAAGAGAAGAAAUGAAUCUGCAUAAAGUGUCUUGCAGGUGGAGGUCCUCACCAGCCGGAGGACUCAAAUUAGCCAUAAAUAAUUAGUUCCAUUCAGUUCAAUGGGACUUAAUUGUGAUUAGCUAAAUUGGAACCCAAGUGCUUAAAUGCCAUGAGCAACUGCACUGUAGAUGUAUUGCUGUGAACUGUUUACUUACAAGAAGGUCUUGCUUUUUAGUACUGUAAUACUUGCAGACUCAUGAUCUGUUUAAACAGGCACUGUACAUAUACACUCGUUUAUUGUUCUUGCAGUCAUGUUACUGCAAGAGCAGUAUUAGCUGAGAAGGUUGUAUUCCUUCCAUAUCAGCUUCUCUAAGGUUGCAAAUCCAAUAUACAGUUACCUGGAAAUAAGUUCCCCUGAACUCAGCGGGGCUUGCUUUUUAGUAGACAUGCAUAGGGUUGCAUUCUUUGUCUAGUUUCCAUGACUGAUUGGCCCAUCAAUCCUUCUGCUGAGCCAUUGUGGCUUCUCUCUAACACUAAUUGUCAAGCAUACCUCAAGCUCUCUUUUACCAUGAACUGUAUAAGUUUUAUUGCACUACUGAGACAAAAGUUCAAUAAGAAUUCUUCAGUGUACAGAGAGAAGUCAUGAUUUGCUCCAGCAUGGAGUGAAUUUGAGGGAAAAUUAGAACUGAGGAGGUCUUUAGCUUUUUGCUGUCAAUAUUGGAGCCAGUAGUCAUACAUUUAUGAGAGAAAGGCCUUUUUGGUAGUAUAUUUUAUAUCAUUAAAAUAAAAACUGUUCAGUUGAGACACUGAAUUCUGUUUUACCUUUCCCCAUCUUGUAUUGUCUGUAAUAAACAACAGGAGAAGAAAGAUUUUUACUGUAUCUUUGACUUAAUGGUUUUAUACCAAACUCUGAUUUUUCAGUCACCAAACAUAAUUGGAAGGACUAUAAACAUUUAUUUGACACUGAGGAUAGUCACAAGCUAGCUUGUUGGCCUUAUCUCCAAAAAAUAAAUUGAAAUGGUGAAUACUGCUCUGGGCCAUAAUCCUAAACACACUUACUAGGGUAUUGGCCUCAUUGGACACAGUGAGACUUACUUCUGAGUAAACAUGUAUAGGAUUGCACUGUGCUGGGCAGCACGUCAGAUCUAUUGGAUCUUAACUGGUCUGGGACCAUUAGCAGACCUCUUUGCUUAGUCUUGUUUCUUUUGUGCUUUCCAGAAGAAAGUACAAAAAUGGGCAAUGGACAAGAUAAAUAGAAAUUCUGUUGAUUUCAGUGGGGGAGAAUUAAGCAUGUGCUUUAAACUUCCAUUGAAAUUGGUGGGACUUGCAUGUGCUUAACCUUGGCUGGAUUGUUCCCUAAAAUGUAUGGAAAUAAAAAAAAAGUUAAACUUGUUUGCUGAUAUUUUUGCCCUCUUUUGUAGUGUAUUAGGAUUUCAGCAUGGUGCACUACUCUAUUAUAAUCCAGAUUAAGUAAAGCAUCUUGAUGAAAAGAUACAGGAUAUUAGCAUUUUGUACCUCUGCAGGUAAUAUUGGGAAACGUUCUCUUACAACAAUGCUGUUAUUUUUGCCACACCUGUUGACAUAGAUUUCAUCUGCCCUAA
This is a messenger RNA of Sceloporus undulatus (fence lizard), 3609 nucleotides long. RefSeq names its product elongation of very long chain fatty acids protein 4-like. Gene Ontology annotation, molecular function: fatty acid elongase activity. The transcript is spliced from 7 exons. Gene Ontology annotation, biological process: sphingolipid biosynthetic process; fatty acid elongation, monounsaturated fatty acid; very long-chain fatty acid biosynthetic process. Gene Ontology annotation, cellular component: endoplasmic reticulum membrane. NCBI's taxonomy places the organism in Eukaryota, Metazoa, Chordata, Lepidosauria, Squamata, Phrynosomatidae. The record is from RefSeq and is a predicted model, not a curated record. The coding region runs from base 1 to 1095 and encodes 364 amino acids.